AUGAGAUCAAAUCACAAAUCUAUCUUGGAAUCGAGAUCUAUCGGUGAAACAAUGGAGAUCUUCUACUUCGUGGUGUUCGGUGGCCUCGCCGCGAUCGUCGCCGGCUUGGAGCUCAGCAAAUCCAACAAAGACCGCAUUAACACCUCCUCCGCCUUCAACUCCUUCAAGAACAACUAUCUCCUCGUUUACUCCCUCAUGAUGGUCCCAUUGAUUGAGCAAAACAAUGUCUCUCUCUCUCUCCCGGCGGCUUUAGCUGGGGAUUGGUUGCAGGGUCCGUAUGUGUACUAUCUCUACAGUACGUAUGGCUUCGGAAAGGGAGAGAUCGGUCAGCUCUUUAUUGCUGGUUUCGGAUCUUCAAUGCUCUUUGGGACGAUUGUUGGAUCGCUUGCCGACAAACAGGGUCGGAAGAGAGCUUCUAUCACCUACUGCAUUACCUAUAUUCUCAGCUGCAUCACCAAACAUUCUCCCCAGUACAAAGUUUUGAUGGUGGGUCGUGUUCUGGGUGGUAUCGCAACUUCUCUGCUCUUUUCUGCCUUCGAGUCUUGGCUAGUUGCUGAGCACAACAAGAGAGGGUUCGAGCAGCAAUGGCUAUCAGUCACAUUCUCCAAAGCCAUUUUCCUUGGGAAUGGAUUAGUGGCCAUCAUAGCUGGACUCUUUGGCAACUACCUUGUGGAUUCUCUGUCCCUGGGCCCUGUUGCUCCAUUCGAUGCUGCAGCUUGCUUUCUUGCUAUUGGUAUGGCCGUCAUUAUAUCAUCGUGGUCCGAAAACUAUGGAGAUCCAUCCGAAAACAAAGACCUUCUUACCCAGUUCAAGAACGCUGCGUCUGCCAUUGCUUCUGGUGAACCUCUUACCUUGUCUGAUGAGAAAAUUGCAUUGCUCGGUGCUAUACAGUCUCUGUUUGAAGGGUCCAUGUACACCUUUGUAUUUCUCUGGACCCCUGCCUUAAGCCCCAAUGAUGAGGACAUUCCACAUGGUUUCAUAUUUGCAACAUUCAUGCUGGCUUCGAUGCUUGGUAGCUCCAUUGCAUCUCGUUUGUUGGCACACUCGUCUCCAAAAGUAGAGAGCUAUAUGCAGAUCGUAUUUGUGAUAUCUUCUGCAGCUCUAAUGCUUCCUGUUGUAACAAGCUUCUUGGUGGCGCCCUCAGGUGUAAAAGGUGGAAGCAUAUCAUUCUCUGGUUGCAUUCAGCUAAUAGGUUUCUGCACAUUUGAAGCGUGUGUAGGAAUCUUCUGGCCAUCUAUAAUGAAGAUGAGAUCCCAAUACAUUCCAGAGGAAGCCAGAAGCACUAUCAUGAAUUUUUUCCGCAUCCCACUCAACAUCUUUGUCUGCCUUGUGUUGUACAAUGUGAGUUUUCGACUUCUCAUUUUAUCCAGGCUUCUUCAAGACGGCAGUGUUGAUGCGUUUCCGAUGACCGUGAUGUUUGGGAUGUGCUCUGUAUUCCUUUUUGUGGCCUCUAUAUUGCAGAGGAGAUUGAUGAAUGUAGCCGAGGUCCACAAGUCAAGAUCGCAAGAGUGGUCAGCAGCAAAGGAGAUGACCUCGGAAGCUGACCCUCUAAACCCAUAA
Messenger RNA from Thlaspi arvense, 1560 nucleotides. Lineage: Eukaryota; Viridiplantae; Streptophyta; Magnoliopsida; Brassicales; Brassicaceae. The record is from the annotation of a GenBank genome assembly.